AUGUCUUACGUUCUCCCUGGACCGCCAACGGUCUUCAAUGGCACCAACGAAGAGCUUGGUGGUGAUUCCACUACCGAAAACCUCAACCAAUGGUACCAAUCCGGUGACCAGGCUUUCAUCAUCAUCUCAGCCUGUCUCGUCCUUCUCAUGGUCCCCGGUAUCGCCUUUCUCUACUCCGGUCUUGCUCGAAGAAAAUCAGCUCUCUCCAUGCUCUGGGUCGUCAUGAUGUCCUUCUCCGUCAUCGUCUUCCAGUGGUACUUCUGGGGUUUCUCCCUCGCCUUCUCUACAACCUCCAACAACCCUUUCAUCGGCGACCUUAAGCACUUCGGUCUCAUGAAGGUCUGGGGCGCUCCCUCGGUCGGAUCUCCUCUCGUCCCUGCUCUGCUCUACUCUUUCUACCAAAUGAUGUUCUGCGCUGUCACUGGUGCUCUUACAGUCGGUGCUGUUGCUGAGCGAGGUCGUGUUAUUCCCAGCAUGGUCUUCAUCUUUUUCUGGGCAACUCUCGUCUACUGCCCUCUUGCCUACUGGGUCUGGAACCCCAACGGCUGGGGUUUCACCCACGGUGUUCUCGACUACGCUGGUGGUGUUCCUGUCGAGAUUGGCUCCGGUAUGUCCGCUCUUGCCUACUCCUGGGUUCUCGGCCGACGUAACGAGAAGAUGAUGAUGAACUUCCGCCCUCACAACAUCUCUCUCAUCACCCUUGGUACCAUGUUCCUCUGGUUCGGCUGGCUCGGUUUCAACGGUGGUUCUUCCUUCGGUGCCAACCUCCGUGCGGUCAUGGCUUGCUGGAACUCUUGCCUCACUGCCAUGUUUGCUGCUAUGACUUGGUGCAUUCUCGAUUUCCGUCUGGCUCGCAAGUGGUCCAUGGUUGGCUGGUGCUCCGGUACCAUCUCCGGUCUUGUCGCUGCUACUCCUGCUUCUGGUUUCAUCGACCCCUGGGCCAGCAUCAUCCUUGGUGUUGUCGCUGGUGUCGCUUGUAACUUUGCCACUAAGAUCAAGUUCCUCAUCCGAAUUGACGAUUCUCUCGAUGUCUUCGCUGAGCACGGUGUCGGCGGUAUUGUCGGCCUCAUCUUCAACGCCUUCUUCGCCCGCGGUUCCAUCAUCGGCCUUGACGGUGUUAACACUGGUGUUAUGGGUGGCUUCAUGGAUGGCAACUAUGUCAUUAUCGGCUGGCAAAUCGCCGCCAUUGUCGGGGCUUCCUCCUACGCUUUCGUCAUGUCUGCUAUCAUCGCCAAGAUCAUCGACUUCAUCCCUGGUCUGAAGCUUCGUGCUUCAGAGGAGGCUGAGCUUCUUGGUAUGGACGACGACCAGCAUGGCGAGUUCUCUUACGAUUACGUCGAGGUCCGCCGAGAUUUCCUUGCUUGGAGUCCUCACCGUGGCGAUCCCGCCCAGGAUGGUGAUGUUCUUGAGCCUACCCACGGCAUCCAGGAGCAUCAGUCCAUGAUGAAUCCCAGCGAGUCUGACGACGCUCGCAAAACCCCUUCUCUCAACACACCCGAUGUCAUUGCACCUCAUGCGGUGAUUGACGAGAAGCAUGCUUAA
Molecule: messenger RNA, 1542 nt
Organism: Fusarium sp. VM40
Lineage: Eukaryota; Fungi; Ascomycota; Sordariomycetes; Hypocreales; Nectriaceae
Source: the annotation of a GenBank genome assembly